GUUUCUUUGCAUCUUAAGAUUCAAAUACAAGGCUUUUAAUAAAUAAUCUCAGCCUCUAAAAUUUCAAAUUCUUAUAAUGUGAAACAGUUGGCGAUCUGUAUAAUAUGCUAAAUUCUUAAAGCAAUUAAUUUCACUUUCUAUUAAAAAAAAUUUUGUUCUCAAAAAAAAAAAAGAAAAAAAAAAGUGGCCCUAAAUUCCUAAUUUUCUAUAAGUGUUCUUUUCUUUUGGAUUUUGCCCAUCUUCCUACUGGCCCAAACAAAAACGAUUAUUUCUGAUUUGGUCCAAUCCGCUACGAAAACCGGGCCUCUGUAAAUUGGUUGGUGGCCUGUUCCUUUUGAUUUAGAAGCAAGGCGUUUGUGACUUCGUGUGUACCGAAGGGGAAGCAAAACUGUCUGCAGAAUCAGCUCAUCUAUGCAUUCAAUCUCAGAUGAAUUCCUUAAUUUUUGAAAGCCCCUCAAAUCUUCGAGUUUCCACUUCAUUUUUCCUCUUCAAUUAUCCAUCACUUUCCCGGGAAAAUUCAAGAUUCUUACACUUCUCCUACAGAAAAUGCAACCAUUUUCCCAGAGCCUUGAACUUUUCUCUAACCGGAGCUUCUUUACCGACUGAUUCAACGACGAGUUACGGCGGGUGGGACGAUUAUGGAUCGGAUGCUGAGAUUGGUAACUCUGGUGAUUCCACUGGGUUAAGUAAUUUCUUGGCUUCUGUUGGAAUUGAUGAUAAGAAAAGUGUCUUUAUGUUUUUAUUGGGUAUUGCUUGUGCUUUGGCUAUUUAUAGAGUCAGGGUAUCUAAGAUUAUCACGUUUCCUGCUUUUGUCUUGGUGUUUGCUGUUGGGUUUUCAUUUGGGUUUGUUCGUGGAGGUAGCUUUGGUGAAGUGAGUGCGUAUAGGAGAAGGUCAAAAGAUGAGUUUGGGAGGGUUUUUAGUGAGAGGAUGAGGAGUUUGGUGGGUUUCUUUGAUGGAUUUGAUGUUAAAGUUAAUAAUUUGAGGAAUAGUAUACAAAGGGCGAUUGAUUCUAAUAAUGUUAGUGCAUAUGAUUUGGAGAAUUAUGUUAAUGCUGUGGAAUCAAUGAGGUUAGAAGUUUUAAAUGCUAGAAAUGUUGUUGAGGCUUCUAUGGAUAAUGAGGGAAACUCUAAUGAUUCUGCAAUUGAUAACCAUAAAUCAUUAAGUAAAAAAAGGAAGGAGAAUGGUGGAGUUGGGUUUGAGUUCUCCCGGUUUCUUGGGAGUUUAUUUGGAGAAAGAUCAGUUGGUUCAAAGUCUAAUAAAACAAAAGUGAACCCCAAGCGUGAGGGUGCCGAAGGAAAGUCAAAGAAUCAAACUCAGGGAGAUUUUUUAUUUCCUCUUGCUGAGGAAAGGGUUUUUGCUUCAGUUAAUAAUGGUGGUAAAGGUGUUUCAAAUUCAGCAUUUGAUCAUAAUUCUUUGAAAAACUCUACUCCAAAUGUAAAUAGAGAAGGCAAAACAGAAAUGACUUUGGAGAAUGGUGAAGAAUAUAACUACCUGAAUAAAAGAUUACAUUUUGUUAAUGAAUCCAAAAAAUGGAAAUCCAAUGAUAAUCUGCUGAAUCCUAGGGAUGUUAGAGUCAGAUUGAAUAUGAAAACUGAAGCUUCCUUUGUACAUGAGGAGAUUAUCAAGAAAUCUAGUGGAGCUUAUGGAUAUUUUGACAGCAGGGAGAAGCGUGAGAAGGAGGUAUAUGGAGAGAAGAUGAAUUAUGAAGAUGAUUCUUUUCUGGCUCAGGCUGAUGGCCUAGAUGCCCAUGAGAGUGAGGUUGGUUCAUCUACAUCAAAGUUUGCUGAUGAUGUGUUAUUUGACAAGUACCUUGUGGAAGCUAAUGACCUACUGACAGAAGCCAAAGACUGUAUGCGAGGCAGACAUGAUGAAGAAUGUGCAGAGCUCAUGUUGAACAGGUGUGCCAAGGUUCUCUUGAAGGCCAAUGCUAUGAAGCCCAUGAGUUUGUUGGCUGUUGGCCAGUUAGGCAACACUUAUCUCCUUCAUGGAGAGUUGAAGUUGUAUAUUAGUCGUGAGCUGAGAACUCUUCUUUCAAGAACAGAUGCCAAAAUUUCUGAGAGACAAGAAAGAAUUUUAAAGGGAUUUGAUGACCAAUUUACUGAUAGAGAUGGACUUGUAUCUCUCCUUCUUAGUGUAUGUCAAGAGUGUGAAGAACUCCUUGUAAAGGCUGGCAGAAAAUAUAGGUUGGCACUGUCAAUUGAUGGGAAUGAUGUGAGAUCCCUUUACAACUGGGGUCUUGCUCUCUUUUACCGUGCGCAGUUGAUUGCAGAUAUUGGACCGGAAGCAGCUUCUGAUGCUGACCAAGUGUUCUUGGCCGCUAUUGAUAAAUUUGAUGCUAUGAUGUCUAAAGGCAAUAUUUAUGCACCUGAUGCACUGUACAGAUGGGGUGUAACAUUGCAGCAAAGGUCUCGCUUACGACCAAGUAACAGUAAGGAGAAGAUAAAGUUGCUGCGGCAGGCUAAGUUGCUAUACGAAGAUGCACUUGAUUUGGACUCGGAAAAUGUCCAAGUAAGAGAAGCCUUGUCAUCAUGUGUAUCUGAACUCAAAUACAGGUAUUUUUAGUGAUUAGGAUGGUGGUCUUGAAUCUCCAACCCAAACCAUCCAUUAUUUUUGGGGUUGAAUAUUUUGGUUUGUGUCACAGGCUGUUGUAAUAAAUUUGAUAAAUAUCAAAUAACAUAGGUUAAAUACCCUUUUUGGUCCCUCUACUAUAGGAAAAAGCCCCUUUUUAGUCCUUGUACCGAAAAAAUCCCUUUUUUGGUC
Rubroshorea leprosula is the source of this 2761-nucleotide messenger RNA. The record is from the annotation of a GenBank genome assembly. Lineage: Eukaryota; Viridiplantae; Streptophyta; Magnoliopsida; Malvales; Dipterocarpaceae.